Colletotrichum paranaense is the source of this 435-nucleotide messenger RNA. RefSeq lists its product as uncharacterized. NCBI's taxonomy places the organism in Eukaryota, Fungi, Ascomycota, Sordariomycetes, Glomerellales, Glomerellaceae. The record is from RefSeq and is a predicted model, not a curated record. Bases 1 to 435 code for a protein of 144 amino acids. The transcript has 3 exons.
AUGCCUGUUCCCACGGGUCAUAGGACUGAGCGUAAAGAAAAAAAGAGAAAAAAAAAAAAGCCAAGAUACGGAUACCUGGGAUUUAUCACCUCAGCUCCUCUCGGAAACGGUCCAGCAUGGUAUCUGCUACGUUGUCAUCCCCGCGCGCUGUCACGACGAGAACAGAAGAACAGCGGAGACACCUGUGGAUGCCACUUUCACAAACGGACUAGGUUGAUCAACGCGUCUGGCCAACUCGCCCCUCUUGCCGCAGCUGCACAUCACCCCCUCCAGUCUCCGUCGGAUGCGUGUCGCUAUCAAAAACCCUGUCUACGAGAGUGGAUACCACACAGAGAAGCGCCGAACCGUAGGGAAGGUUCAUCGGGGAUCGGGAGAAGGUUUUUGGUGCUACCACUCCCGUGCGUUCCGCUCCCCCUUCACACAAAGAGACUGUAG